Messenger RNA from Dendrobium catenatum, 1319 nucleotides. RefSeq lists its product as uncharacterized. NCBI's taxonomy places the organism in Eukaryota, Viridiplantae, Streptophyta, Magnoliopsida, Asparagales, Orchidaceae. The record is from RefSeq and is a predicted model, not a curated record. The transcript is spliced from 6 exons. The coding region runs from base 343 to 1014 and encodes 223 amino acids.
CGGGGAUCCUCGGCCUCGCCCGCAAGAGUCGGGUGGGAGAGAGAGUCGGGAUAAGGGAAGAGCGCUGUUUUUCGCGUGCCACGCUCUUUUCGUUGCUCUUAGCUUCCACGCGGCCUUCUUCCUCUGUAGAUAUAGAUCUAGGGUUUUUUUUACAAUUCAUUUGCCUGUUCUUGUUCUGGCAAUGAUUUUGUCGGCGGAAGGCCGUUUGAUCCGGUGAUUUGGAGCAGUCCAGGGUGUCAAAUCGUUCAGGUAUCCGUCCUUGUUCUUGCAAGUCACCGGAAGAUCCCUGAAGCGAGGGAUCUUUGGCGGAAAAUAUCUUUGGAGGCAUUCUACCAUACAUAUAUGCGGGAGCUCCUAUACAUAUUUGAUGGAGGCUGUUUUUACAACCAUUCUCAUUCAUGCAGGAGCUCCUUUCUGACUAAUUUGCAGCAGAGACUCCUCGCGAAGCCAUAUUUUUCAAAAAAAAGAUUUAGUUUGUUGGGACAUUUCCCUGUUAGACUCUGUAAGAUGGGGCCAUUGUACUCAGAUUGCGUGUCUGACACAAAAACAAGAUUUUUGAAAAAUAGUAGCCAGUCAUUUGCUUGUGUUGAAGCCAUCUGUCCUCAGCCUCAUCGUGCAGUCAGGCUCCCAUAUUUUAUUGAAGAUCUUAGCAAAUUCAGCCCUGAGCCGAAGAGCAUUUUACCGAGGAACAGAGACAAAACAGGCUUUGAAAUUAUUGGUAUCCUCCUGAACAAGGAAGAGAUAGAGGUAGGCGGUGAUAUAGAUGGGGGCAACGAAAUAGGUUACUUUUGUGGGUCGCCUCCUGUGCGCACCCACAAUCCUGUAAUACAUGACGCAGAGUUUACCAAACAAAUGGCUAUCCCCCUGGUAUCUAACCUUCCUGUGUUGUCAAACCCUUCUUCAUCUAGAGUUGAAAGGGGUUCGCCAAUAUGCAACCCCGGGAGCCCAAAAAUCAGAGUCGAAGGUUUUUCUUGUGGGAAAUCUGAUCCCUGCUGUGUUCCUACUCUUGCCUGACCCAUCUGAUCGUAGAUUCCUAACUUUCUCUGUACAGAGUUUUCUUCAUUCAGCUGAGAAUAUUAAAUUCCCAGCAAAUGCGUUUGAGGUCAUUUUCAAGCUGUUGAUGACAUCUCCUUGUUUCAUUUAGAGUCCAGAAGAGCUUUGUGUUGUAUAUAUAUAGCUCAUUUUAAUGUACGUAGGAUGUUUCAACGAGUCGUUUUACUGUUUCUUGGAGGCUGGCUAGCUUGUAAUCUGGAUUUAGUCGAUCUGUAAUGUAAAUAACGUCAUUUUUGUAUGUAUAUAUCGAGUUUUCUUUUUCUUUU